Notothenia coriiceps (black rockcod) is the source of this 1083-nucleotide messenger RNA. RefSeq names its product mitochondrial ribosomal protein L14 (gene mrpl14). The transcript has 3 exons. Gene Ontology annotation, biological process: translation. Gene Ontology annotation, cellular component: ribosome; mitochondrion. The record is from RefSeq and is a predicted model, not a curated record. Gene Ontology annotation, molecular function: structural constituent of ribosome. The coding region runs from base 118 to 564 and encodes 148 amino acids. NCBI's taxonomy places the organism in Eukaryota, Metazoa, Chordata, Actinopteri, Perciformes, Nototheniidae.
CUAUAUUUAUGUCACCGCAGCGCAUGUAUAUGACGUACAGGAAAGCAGCAAACAAGCUAACUGGGGCCGGUAGCCGUUUUUGCAGUUAUUUCAGCUGCCACCGAAUUCGCUCCAAGUAUGGCUCUCCCCCUGCUUUCAAGAUCCCUUGCUGGGCUCCUUGUAGAGUCAUCGUCAAUAACUCAUCACAGGACUUUUAGUGUAUCUGCUGUUGCAGCAGCCAUUCAAAAGAUGACUAGAGUGCGUGUUGUGGACAACAGCUCUCUUGGAAAUACACCAUAUCACCGUGCCCCAAGAGUGAUCCAUGUCUACACCAAGAAUGGUAUAGGAAAAGUCGGUGACAAAGUGUUGCUUGCCAUCAAAGGACAGAAGAAGAAAGCGCUCAUCGUUGGACACAAAAUGCCAGGAGAUCGCAUGACUCCACGCUUUGAUUCUAACAAUGUUGUUCUUAUUGAGGACAAUGGGAACCCCACAGGAACAAGGAUUAAGGUCCCUAUACCCACACAUCUACGUAAACAUGAGGGAGAAUACUCCAAGGUCCUGGCAAUUGCUAGUGCAUUUGUUUAGUAACAGCUUUAAUCAGGUGUUAUUUUUGAUAUAUAAUGUACAUUUCACAUGUUAUGCUUGUAUAUGUUUUUGUCUUCAGUAAACUAUUAAAAAAAAAGCAUACUCUCCUCAAAAUGAUUUAGAUGUUGUUAAUUAACGUGAUAGACUCAAGUCUUGUCAACAGGUUUGACAUUUUACUAAGUUUACAAUAAAUAUAACCUUUACCAUAAAGGUAUAGGAGAGUUUGAGCAGCCAAUGUGGGUCAAAUUCAUGUUAUGAACAAACUGAGAAAACAUUUACCAUGAGGGAAAUAUUUAUUGAAGGCACAACAUACAUUCACAACGUAAAAUACAUGACUAGCAUAUUUUCAAUCGCUGUCUAUAACACCAUGGUGUGUGUAUAAGGCAUAUAUUAUCAUGUGAUCCCCGUGAAUUGAAAUUCACACUGUCAGGCAACUUCAGUAGCAUCAUCCUUCAACUAAAUUGUCAGUGCAAAAUUAAAAAACAAUGUACAACUAAACAAAGGUAAGCUGCCGUGCUU